AUGGUCGUUGAGGAAGCUUCCAUCUUGAGUGCACCACCAUGGCGAGCGACUCCCCCGCCAGGAGUCUGGACGAGAUCGACCUGUCUGCUCUACGGGACCCGGCUGGCAUCUUUGAGCUGGUUGAACUGGUUGGGAAUGGCACCUACGGCCAAGUGUACAAGGGUCGCCACGUCAAGACUGGCCAGCUGGCUGCCAUCAAGGUCAUGGACGUCACAGGAGAUGAGGAGGAGGAGAUUAAAGCGGAGAUUAACAUGCUGAAAAAGUACAGCCACCACAGGAACAUCGCCACCUAUUACGGCGCCUUCAUCAAGAAGAAUCCUCCCGGCAUGGACGACCAGCUAUGGCUGGUGAUGGAGUUCUGCGGCGCCGGCUCAGUGACGGACCUCAUCAAGAACACCAAAGGGAACUCCCUGAAGGAGGAAUGGAUCGCUUACGUGUGCAGGGAGAUCCUCCGGGGUCUCACCCACCUCCACCAGCACAAGGUCAUCCAUCGGGACAUCAAAGGUCAGAACGUGCUGCUGACAGAGAACGCCGAGGUCAAGCUAGUGGAUUUUGGUGUGAGCGCCCAGCUGGAUCGCACGGUGGGACGGAGGAACACGUUCAUCGGGACGCCGUAUUGGAUGGCCCCAGAGGUCAUCGCGUGUGACGAGAACCCAGACGCCACCUACGACUUCAAGAGUGAUCUGUGGUCGCUCGGCAUCACGGCCAUAGAGAUGGCGGAGGGAGCGCCACCGCUGUGCGACAUGCACCCCAUGAGAGCGCUCUUCCUCAUCCCCAGAAACCCCGCCCCCAGACUCAAGUCAAAGAAGUGGUCCAAGAAGUUCCAGUCGUUCAUCGACGGCUGCCUGGUGAAGAGUCACGGUCAGCGGCCCAGCACCGAGCAGCUCCUCAAGCACCCCUUCAUCAGGGACCUUCCUAACGAGCGGCAGGUCCGCAUCCAGUUGAAGGACCACAUCGACCGCACCAAGAAGAGGAGGGGCGAGAGAGAUGAGACUGAGUACGAGUACAGCGGCAGCGAGGAAGAGGACGAAGAGCGGGACAUCGGCGAGCCCAGCUCAAUCAUCAACAUUCCCGGGGAGUCCACUCUAAGGCGGGACUUCCUGCGUCUCCAGCUGGCCAAUAAGGAGCGGUCGGAGCUGAUCCGGCGCCAGCAGCUGGAGCAGCAGCAGAACGAGGAGCACAAGCGCCAGCUGCUGGCCGAGAGGCAGAAACGCAUCGAGGAGCAGAAGGAGCAGAGGCGGCGGCUAGAGGAGCAACAGCGCCGCGAGCGGGACAUGAGAAAGCAGCAGGAGCGCGAGCAGAGGAGGCGCUACGAGGAGAUGGAGCAGAUCCGCCGCGAGGAGGAGAGGAGGCACGCCGAGAGGGAACAGGAGUAUAUCCGUAGACAGCUGGAGGAGGAGCAGAGGCAGCUGGAGAUCCUGCAGCAGCAACUCUUGCAGGAGCAGGCCUUACUGCUGGAGUACAAGAGGAAGCAGAUCGAGGAGCAGCGCCAGGCGGAGCGGUUGCAGAGGCAGCUGCAGCAGGAGCGCGCCUACCUGGUGUCCCUGCAGCAGCAGCAGCAGCAGGACCCACAGCGCCCCCCGCAGGACAAGAAGCAGCUCUACCACUACAAGGACCAGGCGCCUGGCGCCGCCAACGACAAACCCGCCUGGGCCAAGGAGGUGAUGCGUCGAGCUCAGAGCAACUCGCCUCGCGUUCCCCCCAAGAAGUACCACUCCUUUAGGCAGCCGCGCAACACCAACCUGGACAACCUCUUCCUGCUUCCCGGUUACAAACCUCGCCGGGCCCGACCCCCUUCCUACCCCGCCCACGGCAGCCCCUCCAGGAGUUACGACCACAAGCACCAGCGCCACGGCCACAUGCCGCUAAUCCGCGUCACCUGCGUGCCGGAGUCCACCCCUGCGCGUCGCAGGGGGAGCCCGGAUUUCCGAGGGCGGAGUCCCAGCCGCCGGGUGGACGAGCGUUAUGUGAUCAACAGACAGACUUCUCCUGCCUUGCAGCAUAAAGUCUCCAACCGAAUCUCGGACCCCACGAUGCCGCCCCGCUCCGAGUCCUUCAGCAGCGGCGGCAUCCAGCAGGCCCGGACUCCGCCAAUGCACCGCUCCGUGGAGCCGCAGAUGGCCCACCUGGUGCAGGUGAAGAGUCACGGGCUGUCAGGCUCGCAGUCUCUGUACGACCCCCACGGCGUGUCCUCCUCCACGGUGUCGCCCUCUCCCUCCCGACCUCCCAUGCCUCGGCAGAACUCCGACCCCACCUCAGACACCCCUCCUCCCAUGCCUCUCUCACGCCUGGCGCCCCCUCUUGACAAGCUGGACCGCAGCUCCUGGCUGCGGCAAGACGACGACAUGCCCCCCAAGGUUCCUCAGCGGACCACGUCUAUCUCCCCGGCUUUGGUCAGGAAGACCUCACCUGGGAACGGGCCUGGACUGGGACCCCGGGCUGGAGCACACCUCAUACGGGCCAGCAACCCUGAUCUUCGGAGGACUGAUGUCUCCAUGGAUGCACCCCUGAAGAGGGCGAGCAGUGGCAGCUCCAGCUCCAGCACCCCCAGCUCACAGGGGGGCUCCAACGAGCGAGCAAAUGCAGCCAUGAAGACAGAAGGCACAGUUCCAUCGGACGAGACCAAGGACGACAGCAGAGAUGUGUCGCGACCCAGCCGGCCUGCAAGCUAUAAGAAAGCUGUAGACGAGGACCUCACGGCGUUGGCCAAGGAGCUGCGGGAGCUGCGACAGGGCGAGGAAACCAGCCGCCCGCCCGUCAAGGUCACGGACUAUUCCUCGUCCAGCGAGGAGUCUCACAGCAGCGAGGAUGAGGACGGCGAGGGGGGCGCCAACGACGGAACGGUGGCCGUGAGCGACAUCCCUCGCAUCAUGCCGGCGGCCAGCAAAGGAGGGAGCGAGGGCAUGAUGGGAGGACACAACGACUCGCACGGAAACAACUCCCGGGACGGCACCCUAAUGAUGCGUGAGAGACGUGGCGAGCGGAGGCGGAGCUCCACCGCCAGCAACGGCGUCCUCGGUAUUGCUAAUCUCUUUGCCGACACCUCCGAGCUCCCCGAUUUGGUGCAGCCAGGCACUUCCCCCCCGGUCGCCCAAUACGGGAUGGGAGGCGGCGGUGGCCUCAGCUCCAAGGCCUCCUUCACGCCAUUCGUGGAUCCGAGGGUUUACGGGACUUCUCCGACGGACGACGAGGACAACAUCUCCGCUUCAGCCAUGUUUGCCGACGAGCUGCUGAAGCAGGAGCAGGCGCGCCUCAAUGAAGCCCGCAAGAUCUCGGUGGUCAACGUUAACCCCACCAACAUCCGACCGCACAGCGACACGCCGGAGAUCCGCAAGUACAAGAAGCGCUUCAACUCCGAGAUCCUGUGCGCUGCUCUGUGGGGAGUGAACCUGCUGGUGGGAACCGAGAACGGCCUGAUGCUGCUGGACCGCAGUGGGCAGGGCAAAGUCUACAACCUCAUCAACCGCCGCCGCUUCCAGCAGAUGGACGUCCUGGAGGGUCUCAACGUCCUGGUCACCAUCUCAGGCAAGAAGAACAAGCUGCGCGUGUACUACCUGUCUUGGCUGAGGAACAGGAUACUCCACAACGACCCCGAGGUGGAGAAGAAGCAGGGCUGGAUCACCGUGGGCGAGCUGGAGGGCUGCGUGCACUACAAAGUCGUCAAGUACGAGAGGAUCAAGUUCUUGGUGAUCGCCCUGAAGAACGCAGUGGAGAUCUACGCCUGGGCUCCUAAACCUUACCACAAGUUCAUGGCCUUCAAGUCCUUCACGGAGCUGCAGCACCGCCCCCUGCUGGUAGACUUGACAGUGGAAGAAGGGCAGAGGUUAAAGGUCAUCUACGGCUCCAGCGCAGGCUUCCACGUCGUCGAUGUGGACUCUGGUAACCCCUACGACAUCUACAUCCCCUCACAUAUUCAGGGUCAGGUGACCCCGCACGCCAUCGUGGUUCUGCCCAAGACGGACGGCAUGGAGAUGCUGCUGUGUUACGAGGACGAGGGCGUCUACGUCAACACCUACGGCCGCAUCACCAAGGAUGUGGUGCUGCAGUGGGGCGAGAUGCCCACUUCUGUCGCCUACAUCCACUCCAACCAGAUCAUGGGCUGGGGAGAGAAGGCCAUCGAGAUCCGCUCGGUGGAGACGGGACACCUGGACGGUGUUUUCAUGCACAAGCGAGCUCAGCGGCUAAAGUUCCUGUCCGAGAGGAACGACAAGGUCUUCUUCGCGUCCGUGCGCUCCGGAGGCAGCAGCCAGGUCUUCUUCAUGACCCUCAACAGAAGCUCCAUGAUGAACUGGUAACCCACUCUUGACACGCCAUGGGGGUGUAGAAACCUUGUCGUCAGGCGCUGUCGCCCAGGAGCUCCACUUGAGGCUCGCGGUCACUCUCGACAGCCACGGACUGCGAUGACAUGACGCCGAGUAGCCUUUGACUCUCCCCCCCCCCCUGUGGCCGUCUGGGGAACUGCGGACGCGUUGUAGCACAUCACUUCCUACCCUCCCGCCCCGUACUUCCUGGAUCUGCUCCAACGCCAAAUCCCUUGUCGAUUGGGCGAAUUAAGGGUUUUUGUCGCAUAAUAGCAAACGAGUAGAUCACUUUGGGCAUCUUGAAGGAAAAAGAGGGAAAGCAACUUCUCAACAAAGAUGAUAGCAAAGCUUUUUCGGGAGUUUCCGGUCAGUUUUGGUAGUCAGGAGUGAACAUCCGUAAUUAACUCGACCAUUCCCUCCCUUUCCUUGUCCCGUCACUGGAAAGUCACAUUUUCUUUUGCUUUCCUUCAAGUUCAGACAGAGUAGCGUUUAUUUUUUUCUCAGUGAACCAAGCCACGGGCUGGUUGGCCCAUGAAAAAGAAAAAUCUCAACAAUUUGCGAUGCAGCAGAGGCGGAUAUCUUGUAGCUAAUUCUUCUGAGUAUUCUUUGAGCGACGUGCUCCUCUUGCAUUUAGACCACUUGACAAAGGGUGCUGCUCACAUUCAUCAAAGUGCUGCUCAAAGACCUUCUUGUCUCGCCUAGUGCCGCCAAAAUGACACCAGGGCAGACCUUUUCAUACCUGGCUGCUGCUGUCUGCGCGCAAUGCAACUGUGUAAAUACUCACUUGUUCUUUGUUUUUGUGGGGGGCACACCCGGAUUGUAGUCUCCUCCACGGGUGGGAGUUUUGCACAACAUUGUCACUUUGUGCAUGCCAACUCACCUUGUCGUCACCCCCUUUGAUCGGACACAACGUGACAACAAGAACAAAAACGUACCAGCAGACACGUGUUCAUAGCAGAGCUGGUUACGGUUCCCUUCACCUUUGGGGAUCCUGGGACCUUUGAGGGUUUUUCCGUUGCUUUUGAAGAUGGCAUCAUGCAACAGGAGUCGUAAUGGGAUUCAUCUCAAGAUUGGCGUUGUCCGUUGGUCGAUAAGUUAUUUUUAGCUCCCGUAUUUUUCGGAUUAUAAGUCGCUCCGGAGUAUAAGUCGCACCGGCCAAAAAUGCAUAAUAAAGAAGGAAAAAACAUAUAUAAGUUGCACUGGAGUAUAAGUCCCAUUUUUGGGGGAAAUUUAUUUGAUAAAAGCCAACACCAAGACUAGACAUUUGAAAGGCAAUUUAAAAUAAAUAAAGAAUAGUGAACAACAGGCUGAAUAAGUGUAUGUUAUAUGAGGCAUAAAUAACCAACUGAGAACGUGCCUGGUAUGUUAACGUAACAUAUUAUGGUAAGAGUCAUUCAAAUAACUAUAACAUAUAGAACAUGCUAUACAUUUACCAAACAAUCUGUCACUCCUAAUCGCUAAAUCCCGUGAAAUCUUAUACGUCUAGUCUCUUACGUGAAUGAGCUAAAUAAUAUUAUUUGAUAUUUUACGCUAAUGUGUUAAUAAUUUCACACAUAAGUCGCUCCUGAGUAUGAGUCGCACCCCCGGCCAAACUAUGAAAAAAACUGCGACUUGUAGUCCGAAAAAUACGGUAUAUACGCUGGAGCUCCCCCAUUGACUCCCUUUUAUAAUGGCCAUUUUUCGAUAUACUGUAAACCUUUUUCAAAUGUUCUUGUAAUCAGACCAUAUUUUUGGUACAUUAGAUGGAAUCUUUACCUGACAUGUUUCCUGAAAGACUGUUGUCUGCAGUCUUCUUCAGUCUACCAAUCAGGUAGACUCGACAGGUCUUAGAACAGCUGAUAGGCAACAGGUCACAGUGGUCCGGUGACCCUUCUGAAGAAGACUGCAGGCGACAGUGGAAACAUGUCAGGUUAAGAUUCCAUCUAAUAUACCGAAAAUAUGGUCUGAUUACAAGAACAUUUGGAAAAGUAUUUGAAUAAGAAGACAUAAUGAGCCUUUUUGAGCAUACUGUAAACCUGUGAUUUUAUAACGCUCUGUCCACGGGAACCUAUUAAAUCCAAACAUUUCCCUCUCAAAAUACAGCUGGAACUCAAAAAAUUAGAAUAGUAUUCGAAAAUUCUUUCAUUUCAGCAUUUCCACAUCAAAUGUGAAACUAAUUGUGUGAAUGCUCCAAAAUGCAUCUAUUUAUUCUUUUUCUUCUUCUCCAGAUUUUGGCUCGCUCUACCUUCUCUACCUUCUGAUUCAAACCGUUCCAACUUCACACUGUUCAGCCUAUGGCUUAUAUAAGGCUUUCCCUUGACAAAUUCAAAAAAUUCCCAUAAUUCCAGGUUUUCCGGGACAUUUUACCCAUUCAAAAUGAAUUGGCCAUUUUUCAAACUUCCACCAUUUCCACAUUUUCCAACUGAUUCAAACCAUUCCACCUUCAACGUAUUCCACCAUUCUGGACAUUCAAAUGAUAAUUUUUCCAAGUUAAAAAAAUUCCAGGAAUUGCCAGAAUUUUUGUUUUUUUUCAACCCCUUUUUUCACGCUUUUUCCUGUCGACUACUCCUUUCACAUUUUUCAACCCACUUCAUUCAACCGUUGCACCAUCGAAACAUUCCUCUUAAUCAGGACAAAAAACUAAGCUGUUUUUUGAACUGCAAAAAUUCCCAGUUUUCCCAAAAUUCCAGGAAUUCCAUAAUACCAUUUCUCAAUUAAAAAUGUCACUACUUAAACAUUUCUCGACCAAUUUGAAAAAUUCUAACACCAGCCAUUUCAACUCAUUCAGAACAUUCACAGUUUUUAGCAUUUUCAAAAAAAUUCCCAAAGUUCAAAGAAAGUCCAAAAUUUCAAAGAAAUUCUCAAAUUUCUGAGAAAUUACCAAAUUUCAGAGAAAUUCCCAUAUUUCAAAAAAUUCCAGGAAUUCCCAGAAAUCCCGUUUUUUUUUCAACCCCUUUUUUCACCCUUUUUUCUGUCGACUACUCCUUUUACCUUUUUCAACCCACUUCAAACGUUCUGCCGACAAAACUUUCCUCUUAAUCAGGACAAAAAACAAGGUUGUUUUUUGAACUGCAAAAAUUCCCGGAUUUUCCUGAAAUUCCAGGAAUUCCAUAAUACCAUUUCUAUUAAAAAUGUUGCUACUUCAACAUUUCUCGACCGAUUUGAAAAAUUCUAACACCAAUCAUUUCAACUCAUUCAAAACAUUCACGUUUUUGAGCAUUUUCAAAAAAAAAUCCUGCUUUUCCCGAAAUCCCCAAAUUUCAAAGAAAUUCUCAUUGAAAUGAAUGGGACAAAUUUUUCCAAGUUGCACAAUUUCCAAAUUUUUCAACCUAUUCAAACCGUUCCAACUUCAACGCAUUCCACUCAUCCUGGACAUUCAAACAAUAAUUUUUCCAAGUCAAAAAAAAAUUCCAUGAUGAACUGGUAACCCACUUCAACCGUUCCACCGUCAAAACUUUCCUCUCAAUCAGGACAAAAAAACGAAGUUGUUUUUUGAACUGCAAAAAUUCCCAGUUUUCCCAAAAUCCCAGGAAUUCCAUAAUACCAUUUCUCAAUUAAAAAUGUCACUACUUAAACAUUUCUCGACCGAUUUGAAAAAUUCUAACACCAACCAUUUACUGAAUUUUCAAUCAGAACAUUCAAAUUUUUGAGCAUUUUCAAAAAAAUUCCCAAAUUUCAAAGAAAUUUCCAAAUUUCAAUUUUUUUUCCAUAUUUCAAAGAAAUUUCAAAAUUUCAAAGAAAUUUCAAAAUUUCAAAGAAAUUUCAAAGAAAUUUCAAAAUUUCAAAGAAAUUCCCAUUGAAAUGAAUGGGACGUUUUUCCAAGUUGCACAAUUUCCACAUUUUUCAACCUAUUCAAACCGUUCCAACUUCAACGCAUUCCACUUAUCCUGGACAUUGAAACAAUAAUUUUUCCAAGUAAAAAAAAAAAAAAUUCCAGGACUUCCCAGAACCCCUUUUUUCACCCUUUUUUCUGUCGACUACUCCUUUCACAUUUUUCAACCCACUUCAACCGUUCCGCCGUCAAAACUUUCCUCUUUAUCAGGACAAAAAUUCCCGCUUUUCCCGAAAUUCCAGGAAUUCCGUAAUACCACUUCUCAAUUAAAAAUGUCACUACUUCAACAUUUCUCGACCGAUUUGAAAAAUUCCAACACCAACAAUUUAAACUCAUUCAAAACAUUCGCAUUUGUGAGCAUUUUCAAAAAAAAUCCCGCUUUUCUCGAAAUUCCUAAAUUUCAAUGAAAUUCCCAUUGAAAUGAAUUGGACAUUUUUCCAAGUUGCACAAUUCCAACAUUUUUCAACUUAUUCAAACCAUACCAACUUCAACACAUUCCACUCAUCCUGGAAAUUCUAACUAACACUUUCCCAAGUUCCAAACCAAAUUCCAGUUUUCCUGGAAAUUCAAACUCUUCAACAUUAAAACCAUUUCCACAUUCAAACUAUUCUUACAUUCAUACUACAUUCUGUCAGCAUUUCACUUCAACCUCAGCAUUGGAGCAUUCACACGCUAUUCCUUCAGGACUAUGCUAACAUGCUAACAAUAACAUGCUUAGUUCUCAUUAGUGAAAAAGCAAAAGAUGAACUGCUAAAUACCUGUUGAAUUACCUAAAAAGCUAGCAUGCCAAUGUUAACUGUAACAUGCGACAAGUACUAAAAUAAAUUACUAUGUUUUUACCUGAAAAAUAUGACGAAGGCCUGUAAACCUACAAAAAAAAAGCAUACAGGUAUCAUACGUCAAGUAACUGCAAAACUAGCACAUGUCUAACAAUUGUGACGCAGGCUGUUUUAAAAUGAGCUACGGGCUACAUUUUGGACACCCCUAGUUUAAACGCUUCACUCAUGGUUCUGCUGUACCAUUAACGUUGUGUUUGGCACUUUUUCACUUUGGCCCUCGGAGUCAAAAGGUUUGGGCACCCAUGAUCUAGAACAGGGGUGUCAAACUUGUUUUCAUUGGGGGCCACAUCGCAGUUAUGGCUGCCCUCUGAGUGCCACUUGUAACAUUGAAUAAUAUAUACAUUUUAAAUUGCUUCAUUACACAAUUAUUUAUUGUUAUAUAUUUUUACGUACACUGUAAGAAAAAUAUGUAGAUUUUAGAGUAAAGUUUAGCAGUGUUAUGUUUUUAUGCUAACAUUUUGGCAAUGGAUACUGUAAAUGUAAAUGGGAAAAAAGUACCACUGUUUUACUUCUACGGUCGUUGUUUUUAUGGUGUAUUACUGUAAAUGGAAAAACAAUAUUACAUGUUUUUACUGUAAAAUUCUGGCAACUGAGUUACCAGUUUUUUACCGAAAAAUAUUUUUUACAAUGUACAAUUUGAUGGAUAACUUAAUUCAAAAUCAUGAGUCAAGCAGAUCUUGAAGUCCUUUUUUUGAUAUUUGUUGCAUUAGAUUAAGUUCAAAAUAUGUGAAAAUGCAUGUAUUUUUUUUCCUGUCAAAAUAGAAAGUUGACUACAUUUAGAAAGAAAUAGACGCAUGGUAAUUCCAGGCCUUUGCGGGCCACAUAAAAUGAGGUGACGGGCCAGAUAUGGCCCCCGGGGCUUGAGUUUGACACGUGUGAUCUAGAGAUUUAGUCGUUUUCAAAAGUUUACAUACACUUGUAAAGAACAUAAUGUCAAGGCUGU
Molecule: messenger RNA, 9894 nt
Organism: Nerophis lumbriciformis (worm pipefish)
Lineage: Eukaryota; Metazoa; Chordata; Actinopteri; Syngnathiformes; Syngnathidae
Gene: tnikb
Product: TRAF2 and NCK interacting kinase b
Biological process (GO): protein phosphorylation
Cellular component (GO): cytosol
Molecular function (GO): protein kinase activity; ATP binding
Source: RefSeq, a predicted model, not a curated record